AUGCACUGGUUUCUUAUUGCCCUCACCUUUGUGCCGCACGCUGCUUCCUUAAGUGCUCCCAACAAUUAUGAAUAUAGGUUGUCACAGGAGAACGCUAAAGAAUCAUUGAUGCACGAUAUAUUCGGCUCUUUGAUGCAUGACAGCAACAUUAUUGCGGAACGAAAUGGAGCUCAUCGAAACGAGCAACUGCUUGAGCAGCAGGAAGCUUCGCCCAUAUCUUUUCCAUUCAAAAUGAAUCAACUUCACUAUCCGGAUAUUGAUGAUCUUACAGACUUCAAGCAGCGAGGACCCUUAUUUUCAGGUAUUGUAACUUUCGCCCAUCUCCCCCAAGAUGAAUGCUUCUUCGCUAGAGAGCCAAUUGAUAUUGCGAUUGUCGGAGCUCCAUUCGAUUUGGGAGUUUCAUAUAACAGUGGAGCGAGGUUCGGACCGAACGGUGCCCGUCAAGGAUCGCGAAGGCUAGGAGGUGGAAACAGCCCAAUAAGAGGUAAUUACCGCGCUUCGAAACUCAGACGCCUCGACCCUUACAAUGCAGGACUUAAAUUGGUAGACUGUGGAGACGUUCCAAUGACUCCGUUUGACUCCAGAAUAGCUUUGAAUCAGCUCUAUCGAGGUCACCAUGCGAUUCAUAAACAUUCAAGCUUCAACUCCACGCAGUUCAAUAAUACGCGUAUUGUCACCUUAGGUGGCGAUCAUACGAUCACUUUGAUGAACUUAAGGUCAGCAUAUGAAACCUUUGGUGAUCCAGGGGGGCUUGCGGUAAUCCAUUUCGAUGCUCAUAUCGAUACAUGGGAUCCAAAAGUUUUGGGCGGAGGAAUCUCGGAUUACGCCAGUCUGAACCACGGUACGUUUUUACAUUUUGCUGCUGAAGCUGGCUACGUAGCCAAAAAUCACAGCGUUCACGUCGGAAUCAGGGCUCCGUUCAUUUCAGGGAUAGACGAAAAGCAUGAUGCUGUGGACUGUGGCUUUAAAACCCUCACUUCUAAGGACGUGGAUGUGUACACGGCAAAAGGAAUUGCCGAAAUUAUUAAAUCCAUCGUCGGACAUCGUAAAGCUUACCUCACUUUUGACCUUGACACAUUUGACGUUGGUUACAUCAACUCGGGUACCUUGGAAGCUGGAGGACUCAGCUCAAGGGAAAUCUUGACAAUUUUGGAUGGUUUGGAGGGCAUAAACUUAGUUGGUUGCGACAUUGUGGAGGUUAGCACUGCACCUAAUACUGUGAAUAGUGCUAGUACAGAGCUCUUAGCCGCUCAGGUAGUAGAUUCAAUGCUGGGGCUAAUGACUGUUUUCGACCAGCCUGAAUAG
Messenger RNA from Ogataea haglerorum, 1305 nucleotides. RefSeq lists its product as uncharacterized. The coding region runs from base 1 to 1305 and encodes 434 amino acids. NCBI's taxonomy places the organism in Eukaryota, Fungi, Ascomycota, Pichiomycetes, Pichiales, Pichiaceae. The record is from RefSeq and is a predicted model, not a curated record. The transcript has a single exon. Gene Ontology annotation, molecular function: agmatinase activity; metal ion binding.